AGACUGGCUAAUGAAUUGGAUUUUUAUUCGAAAAUUCUGACCAGUCUAUGUACUGACAGUCUCUCUAGGGUGUGAAACUAUGGAUCGGCUCGACUGUGCAGCACGAGUUAUGUUGGUUUCAGAUCUUGACUACACAAUGGUUGAUCAUGAUGAGUCCAGUGAUAAUGCUCUCCUUAGGUUCAAUGCACUGUGGGAAGCAUAUUUUCGCCAUGAUUCUUUGCUAAUAUAUUCAACAGGACGAUCGCCAACUAUCUACAAAAGGUUGAGGAAUGAAAAACCCUUGCUAACCCCAGAUAUAACUGUUAUGUCUGUGGGCACUGAAAUUGCUUAUGGCGAUUCUUUGGUGCCUGAUGUUCAUUGGGAACAAUCUUUAAAUCAUAGAUGGGACAGAAAUAUUGUGACAGAAGAAACUGCCAAGUUUGCAGAACUUGUGCCUCAGUCUGAAACCGAGCAGCGCCCUCACAAAGUUAGCUUCUUUGUGGAGAAAGCCAAGGCAUCCCAAGUAAUUGAGAUUCUUGAGGCGCGCCUAAUAGAAAGAGGGUUAGAUAUCAAAAUUAUAUAUAGUGGUGGGGUUGCUCUGGAUGUGUUACCAAGAGGAGCUGGAAAAGGACAGGCUCUCACUUACCUGAUGAAGAAAUUUGAUGGUAAAAGUCCUAUGAAUACUCUUGUUUGUGGUGAUUCUGGAAAUGAUGCUGAAUUGUUUAGUGUUCCUGGAGUUUAUGGUGUUAUGGUCAGCAAUGCACAGGAAGAGUUGUUGAAAUGGCAUGAAGUGAAUGCGAAGAGCAACCAAAACAUUCUUCACGCUUCCGAAAGAUGUGCUGCUGGUAUUGUACAAGCCAUUGGCCAUUUUGGUCUAGGGCAUUGUAUUUCACCAAGAGAUGAAAUGGACUCCCUGGAAUACUCGAAGGAUCGUAUAAAUCCAGGACUUGAAGUUGUGAAUUUCUACUUGGCUUGUGAGAAAUGGCAACGUGGAGAAGUCGAAAAGUCCACACAGUUUAUUCAGAAUUUGAAGUCUAAGUUUCAUACAUCAGGUGUCUUUGUCCAUGCUUCUGGAGUGGAGCAACCUUUCUAUGAAUGCUUAAAGGCACUGGAAAUGUCUCAUGGACAUAUGCAAACUUUCAAUUUUAGAGUGUGGGUGGAUCGAGUUUCUUCUGCUCAGAUUGGUUCUGAUACUUGGCUGGUGAAAUUUGACAAAUGGGAAUUAUCAGUUCAAUGUGGCAGUCAUUCUCCUCAAAUAAAGGGGUAGUUGGUGAUUUAAACAAGUGCACCUGAUAAAUUGAGAAACAGCUCUAAACUAAAGAGGAAUGGAGAAAGGUCAGCCAUGCAAAGGCAUUGCAGACAAUAUUCUUGGGGACAACCAAAGAAGGUUAGUUCCAGCGACAGUCCGUCGAACUUUGGUUGUAGUUGUCAAAGUCAGGAUUUGAGUCCGCUUCAUUGUUUGGUGAUGGAGAACGUUGGACCCUCUUCUUUUUUUUUUGGUCUUCUUGCAGGAGGAGGAGAUGGUGAUUAUGAUAAACAUGAACAUGAAGAGGAGGAAGAAAAUGAAAGAGAGGGCGAAAGAGCACAUAUUUUCUUCCUCUUCUCUACUCUCUCUAUCUCUUCCCCUCCCAAUGCUCUUGCCACUGGAGUGGAGGAUCCACUUCUUUUGUCUCCUUACCUGAAGUUGAUGAUGCUAGGGCUUUCUUUUUGUCACUUGGAAUUUUUGGGUUUUGAAAAGGAGGAUUUUUGAGAUUUUCUUCCUGUCUGAAAGCUAGUUGUGAUGAAGAUAAUAAAGAAUAGUUCACCUUACAAAGAAAAUAAAGUGACUCUUGGAGUCAUUUUUCACCCUAUUGUCAUUCAUUUAUGACGUCAAUUCACUCUUUUCCUAGGUUGGUAUGAGAAGCCAUGAUUAUAGCAAAUUACGAAGGAGGAACGGAUUGAAUUUAACAGCCCUAGAAGUUUGCACUUUUGGUUGAGAAGGACAAGAGGGUCUGACAUUCUCCAUCAUCAAACAUUUGGGAUGAAACUAGACCGCCUCAAACUAUUGUAGGGAGUAACCUUCUUUGAUUGUUACUGUGGCAAUGCCUUUGCAGGACUAGCCUUUCUCAAUUCCUCUUUAUUUUAGGGAUUUUAUCAACUUCUUCCUUUUUUCUUUUUUGCUUACUUUUUUUUUUGUCUCAAAAUUCACUCCAGUAUUAAUAGGAGCAAGGGUUAGGAUUUAUUAUUUUGUUAUUUUGUGAAGACUAAUAUAAGUCUUAGGAAAAAUUGACAACAAUAAUCCCAUCUAAUAUUUAGGUCACCAGAGCAUUUUGGGCGGAUACCUAUAAAUGUUGGGAUUAUUCUGAAAUAAUCCUUAGUAGGGAUUAUUUUGAGCGGAAUGGUCAUAGUGGGGAUUAUUAAUGUCAAUUUUUCCUAAGUUAAAAACAAAUUUUUUAAAGACUAAUCUAAAGUCGUUUUCAUUAUCAAGGAAAUAUCUUUUUGCUAAGUUUGUCUGAAGAUUAUAUUUCUUACAAUGCAUAUGAGAUGAAUAUAUAUACUUCGUAUUAUCUAACUUUAUGCAUUUAACAUUGCCUAUAAUUCAUUUCAAAACAACGGACAAUCAGAAUUAGAAUUAUUUGGCAUACAAAGUCAAAUAAAUAUUAUGUCCAAAAAGAAUUUGAUAUACUAAGGCUAUGUUCUUUUGGACUGAAAAAUUCAGUUCAGUUUUGUUCAAACAAAUUAAAUUCAGUUCAGUUAGUUUUCUCUCACAGUUCUCAUUCAAUUCAAUUCAGUCAGUUUAGACAAAUUCAGUUCAGUGGAGCCUAAGUCAGAUAUUCAGUUUCAUUGUUUCAUCGAAAUAUUAGAUCAUCUCGGAGAUCUAAUAUUAAUAUUUAAUAGGAUAAGCUCUUUUUUAAUUUUCUUCCAAACAUAAUUACAAAUUUAAAGUUCAAGAUAAGAACUCCUUGGCACUAGACUUCCUAUGCUAGUAAUUACCAUUUGUUCUUCUGCCAAAAAUCCUUGUGAGCUGUUUUCUGCUACAUCUUCGUUUAGUUCUUCAACAUUGAUUACAAUUGAAGGAAGUUGAGUGGAAUCUCUAUUUUGAUGAAAGGAGUGAACUUCAUAGAUUCCAUGGACAAUUCAAAUUUAGUAGAGAUGUAGUAUACCUCAUCAUCUGCAUGCAAUAUUUCAUAGGACUUGCCAUUCUAUAAAUAAAGCACUUGAUGUAAAGAAUGACAUAAUUGAAAUGCAACAAAUCUUUGCCUAGCAAUUCAUUGUAACUAGUUUCGCCCUCUAUGAUGAAGAAGCCAGUAUUUAUCAUCUUGGAUCCAACUUUAAUCCUAAGAACCGACAACCAUAAGACCUUUUCCGUUUGCCCAGUGAAGCUAAUCUGCACAUAAUGAAUAUCAUCCAAAAUCUUUCCUGUCUUAAACAAGACUCACAAAGGCAUGACAUUAACAGUAGAACCAUAGAAUCCUGCCGAACAUAGCACCCUCAAAUUCAACAUUCACAAACAAGGCUUUAGUUUUUGUUUUUUCCAAUGUUAUCUCUACUAAAAAGUAGCUUAUUCAUGAUUAGACACUCUUGUUGGUCAGUUUGAGAAUUUGCGCUAGGAUCAGGAAAUCUAGCUUUGUUUAGAAAAUCACACAAGUUAGUAGAGGAAGUGAUUUUAGCCUUACCAUUUCUCUCAGCCUAAGUCUACCCCAUCUUUUACUUUUUUGAAGAUUUUUCCUUGAAAGUAAGAUCGUGUCAGAUUAAGUGGCAAAAUAAAUCUUUGCCCUCUGUUUAAAUGGGCUGUGAGAAUUUCAGAGGAAGAGGAAGCGAAUCCAGCAAUGGAGGAGAGAUGGGUGAAGGUUGUACAAGGGCUGAAGAAGGGAGUGAGCCCCACAAAAAAAGUUUAACUUGCUCAGUCAGUUUAAUGUCAUCUAUGGCCAAUGAAAAACACGACCCUGUUUAGUUGAGACCUGCACAGAAUACUCAAUACUUGACCUAUUCAAAAUGUUGGCCCAUAGUUGGGACCCCUAGUGUCAAUUUUUACACCUUUUUGGUUAAGCUCUCAUGCUGCCGAGGACUAUUACUUCCAAAUAGCAUCAAUUACAUAUUGCCUAUAAGCUGUUGCAAUGCAUUAUCAUAGCAACAUUCUUGAGGCUCCAGUCCAUGGCAAGCAAUGAGCAAUUAGGUCUAAGUAACCUGCCCUGCCAAUGGACACAGGCUCUUUUUUAGAACUUUCGUGGCUUCGAAUAGUUACCUCUAGAUUCACAGUGAAAAGUUUGAUUCACAUUUUAUAUGCAAAAAACAUAUUUGCCACAGCCAGCUCCAUUGUAAUUCUCUCCACUAGAAUACUUUCGGAUUGAUAAUUUCUUCAAAUUGAAUCCAGUGAUCAUUUAUCUUCCACUUCUGUGGAGGGGAGUUAGUUAUUAAUCCCAAUUAUUACCAUGUGUAAACUACAAAUUUGGGAUAAUAGUUAUUAAAAUAACCUUGAAUUCCUUCAUCACAUAUAUACAUUUACUACCAUGCUAUGACAAGCUCUGACUUUGUUAAUCGUUCCCAUGGCUCUGAACUAUUCAUAUACCUCUUCAAUAUAGUGGUUUCAUAGUGUACGUUCAGUAAUUUUGGUUUAAAAUGACCAUAAUUUUGUUUUUCUUUUUAAUUAAAUUUUGGCUGAGGUGU
Molecule: messenger RNA, 4626 nt
Organism: Beta vulgaris subsp. vulgaris (sugar beet)
Lineage: Eukaryota; Viridiplantae; Streptophyta; Magnoliopsida; Caryophyllales; Amaranthaceae
Product: sucrose-phosphatase 2
Exons: 7
Coding region: 80-1246 (388 amino acids)
Biological process (GO): sucrose biosynthetic process
Molecular function (GO): magnesium ion binding; sucrose-phosphate phosphatase activity
Source: RefSeq, a predicted model, not a curated record